Molecule: messenger RNA, 741 nt
Organism: Lotus japonicus
Lineage: Eukaryota; Viridiplantae; Streptophyta; Magnoliopsida; Fabales; Fabaceae
Product: F-box/FBD/LRR-repeat protein At1g78750-like
Exons: 1
Coding region: 1-741 (246 amino acids)
Molecular function (GO): protein binding
Source: RefSeq, a predicted model, not a curated record
AUGGUUGAUAGGAUCAGUGCUUUACCAGACGAACUUCUCUGCCACAUUCUGACGUUUCUACCAACGAAAGACGCGGUUGCCGCCGGCCUUCUUUCAAAGAGAUGGAGACCUCUCUGGCGCUCAGUUUCUGCUCUCGACUUUUCCUUUCAAAGGAUGCAUAGAGACUAUUACGACCAUGACGGUUUAUACUUUAGCAACAUCGUCUACUCAGUUCUUCUCUUUCGCGACCCCGCUACACCCAUAAAAAAGUUCAACCUCGAGCUUCAUGAUGUUCUUCUCAUUGAUAAAACCGUAGCCAAUAUUAGCAAAUGGAUCAACUUUAUGACACAAUGCAGAGUCGGAAUAGAGCACCUCUGUCUCCAUGUCAACGCUCCCUAUCGCUUGGCCCCUAAAUUGCCUAUUAGCAUUCUCAGUUGCAGGACGCUCGUUGUUCUCAAAUUGUGUGGGUUGAAUUUUAAUGGUGUGUUAUCAACUGGACUUCCCUCACUCAAAAUCCUCCAUAUCAAAAAUGUUGAAUUCACAAGUGCUGUACUGCUCAAAGAGUUUCUAGCUGGAUGCCCAAUUCUUGAGAAUUUGAAAUCUGGUCGUAUAAGGAUCACCGGUAAGUCCUCCACUUAUCGUCGAAAGCUCGCAAGCUUAUGCUUACCCAACUUGCAAAGAGCAGAUAUCGUUCAUAGUAGGCUUCCACUGCAACCAUUUUCUAGUGUGACCUUCCUGCGCGCAGACAUAGAAAAGGUUUGA